AUGCUUUCCAACCGCUUCGCCCGCCUCCUCACUUGCGCCGCUGUGGUGCCACUCGCAAUGGCCGCAGAGCCCAUCGAGUUCAACAUCGGGUACAAGCUCUGGGGCUUCGCGCCUGUUGAAUGCGAGGGCACGCCAGAGCAGACUGGCACGUUCUCGACGAACCAGUGCACCGACCUCACCGCCUACGCCGGCAAGUUCACGCUCGAGAUACCCAAUGAGGACUGCACGCUGCACUUCUGGAACCUGACCGGUUGUGACGGCGGCGAAGGCGCCCCGAUUUCGCUCGUCGGCGAGAAGGAGACGGGAUGCGAGUCGCUCGCUGUGCUUGGUCCUGCGUUCGAGGCGCCCGGGAACCCGCCGCGUGAGGUCGCUCAUUCGUUGAAGGUUACCUGCCCGAACACAUCGAAGUGA
Molecule: messenger RNA, 411 nt
Organism: Peniophora sp. CBMAI 1063
Lineage: Eukaryota; Fungi; Basidiomycota; Agaricomycetes; Russulales; Peniophoraceae
Source: the annotation of a GenBank genome assembly